This is a messenger RNA of Aptenodytes forsteri (emperor penguin), 1830 nucleotides long. Its product is annotated as zinc finger protein 397. Gene Ontology annotation, biological process: regulation of transcription by RNA polymerase II. The transcript has 3 exons. Gene Ontology annotation, cellular component: nucleus. The annotation marks the transcript as partial. NCBI's taxonomy places the organism in Eukaryota, Metazoa, Chordata, Aves, Sphenisciformes, Spheniscidae. The record is from RefSeq and is a predicted model, not a curated record. Gene Ontology annotation, molecular function: RNA polymerase II transcription regulatory region sequence-specific DNA binding; DNA-binding transcription factor activity, RNA polymerase II-specific.
UGCCGGCGUUUGCGGGAGCUGUCACAGGGUUGGUUACGGCCGGAGGUGCGGAGCAAAGAACAGAUCAUGGAGCUGCUGGUGCUGGAACAAUUCCUCAGCAUCCUUCCCGAGGAAAUCCAGAGCUGGGUCUGGGUGCGACACCCCGAAUCCUGUGCCCAAGCCGUUGCCUUGGCCGAGAGCUUCCAGCUGGGACAGGGGGAUCCCGAUGGGAUUUGGGAGCAGCAGGUGACGGUGCGUGUGAAGGUGGAGGAGGUGGCCCCGGGGGACGUGGAAGACCCCGAAGUGGUGGGGGACCCACCGAGCCCCCCAUCAGAGUCACCCCAGCUCCCCUCUGGGGAUGACUGGGGGGAGGAGGUGGCCCAGGGCAAGGUCAAGUUUGUCCCCGAGGAAGAGGAGCGGCACCUGCAGGAACCAGGUCCCACCACGGUGAGCAGAGACACGGAGGUGUCCGUUUUGCAACGGCAAGACCCCCCGCACCCACCCAGCACCUUCCAGGGCAUCCCGGCGAUUGGGACCCCCACCCGGAGAGGGACCCACCAGCGACAGAUCCCACGGGAUCCCACCACCUUCCCACAGCCCCUCGCCCAAGGUCCACCCAGACCAGCGGAGGACACCAGGAGCCUGGAGAAGCCCUGGGUGAAGCGGGAGCCGUCGGCACAGGGGAAGGACCGUCCAUACCCCUGCGGCGAGUGCGGCAAGAGCUUCGGCCGGUUGACCCACCUGAAGACCCACCAGCGAACCCACACGGGGGUGAAGCCCUACGCCUGCGGGGCUUGUGGCAAGAGCUUCGGCCACCUCUCCACCCUCACCACCCACCAACGGCUGCACACGGGUGAGCGUCCCUAUGCCUGCGGCUCCUGCGGCAAGACCUUCACCAACCCGUCGGACCUCAACAAGCACCAACGGUCGCACACGGGCGAGCGACCCUACCCCUGCGCCGCCUGCGGCAAACGCUUCAGCCAACAGUCCAACCUCACCAUGCACCAACGGAGCCACACCGAGGAGCGACCCUACCCCUGCGGCACCUGCGGCAAGAGUUUCAAGUACUUGGCGGACCUGACGGUGCACGAGCGCUCGCACACGGGCGAGAGACCCUUCCCCUGUCCCCACUGCGGGAAGAGCUUCAGCAACAAGUCCUCCCUCGCCCGGCACAUGCGCAUCCAUGCCCGGGCGGCUGCCAGGGACAAGUGAUGGGGUUUGGUGGGGGGAUGAGGAUGAGGAGGGUGGCACCGCUUCAUCCCAGUGAAGGAGGUGGUGAUGGGUGACCACCAUGGGGGGACGGUUGAGGUUGGGUGGGUGAGGUGGACCGGGUGGUUGCCCCGGAUGGCCGGUGCUGGUCUCCUUGCCAGCUGACACCACGGAUGGACGGGGCAGCCCGGAAGAGAUGCAACAUGGAUGGGGGGGACGAUGAGCUGAUGACUGAUGUCCCCCGUGAGCCCAGUGGCUCCAGGACAAGGCUCCCCGGUCCCAGCGAUGUGACGUGGAUGGGGGUGACGAUGAGGUGAUGAUUGAUGUCCCCCAAGAGCCUGGUGACUCCAGGACGCACCUCCUGGUCCCAGGGGAGAUGCAGUACGGACGGCGGGAUGAUGAGCUGGCGAUUGAUGUCCUCCGUGAGCCCGGUGGCUCCAGGACGUGUCUCCCUGGUCCUGGAGGAGAUGCAACGUAGCUGGGCGUGAAGACGAGCUGAUGACUUACGUCCCCUGUGAGCCUGGUGGCUCCUUGGUCCCUCACCCAUCUGCAGGCAUGUCCAUCUCCCCUCCACCUUAACCCCGCCACCGGGACACCCCGUCUUCUCUUCCAAUUGGGCAUCUCCAAUUGCAACUCACCUCC